AUGACCAAGGCUAUCGAUGCUAUAAACAACAACAAUAUGUCGGUACGAAAAGCAGCCAGCCAAUUCGGGGUUCCUAAAUCUUCACUUAGUGACUAUGUCACCGGACGAAGCAAGGUUGGAGUGAACUUUGGCAGACCACCAGUAAUUCCAGCCGAAGUGGAAACAAAAAUGGCAGAUAUGGCAAUGGACUUAGCAGCCAAGGGUUUCGGUAUCGGUCGACGCCAGAUGAUCGCCAGGGCAUCAACUGUGUGCAAAGACUUGGAUAUCAAGACCCCAUUCACAAACAACAUCCCUGGUAAGUUUUGGUGGAUGGGGUUUCGUCGUCGAAAUCCACAGGUAGUCUUACGCAAGCCAGAAAAGUUGUCUACAGUCAGAUCUAGGAUGCUUAACAGAACUACUGUCGGAAAUUAUAUGUUGGAUCUGUACCCGCUGGCUACUUCCUUACCUCCAACAUCGAUAUGGAAUAUGGACGAGACUGGCAUAUGCCUCGAGCACCAGCCAUCCAGGGUAAUUGCAAGGCAGGGGAGUAAAAGUGUUCCGGGAAGGGUGGGGAAUUCUAGAGAGAACAUUACGUUCCUUCCGUGCGUAAGUGCUGCUGGGGAGCGGAUGCCCCCGUUUAUAGUUGGUAAGGGGAAAACGCCAAGAUCCCUCAGAUCCUUUAAUGUCCAUGAAGGCCCGUAG
Molecule: messenger RNA, 681 nt
Organism: Pecten maximus
Lineage: Eukaryota; Metazoa; Mollusca; Bivalvia; Pectinida; Pectinidae
Exons: 1
Coding region: 1-681 (226 amino acids)
Cellular component (GO): nucleus
Molecular function (GO): DNA binding
Source: RefSeq, a predicted model, not a curated record